Messenger RNA from Saccostrea cuccullata (small rock oyster), 3520 nucleotides. RefSeq names its product importin-9-like. Gene Ontology annotation, cellular component: nuclear envelope; cytosol. The annotation marks the transcript as partial. NCBI's taxonomy places the organism in Eukaryota, Metazoa, Mollusca, Bivalvia, Ostreida, Ostreidae. Gene Ontology annotation, biological process: protein import into nucleus. The transcript has 23 exons. Gene Ontology annotation, molecular function: small GTPase binding. The record is from RefSeq and is a predicted model, not a curated record.
AGAUCGUUGAAGGAAGCCCUCGUAGAGAGCUUAAACGCCGUUUUAUCACCAAUUCAUAAUGUCAGAAUAUCAGGAGAGGAACAGGUUAAAGCAUUAGAAGUCACAGAAGAAUUUGGAGUACAUCUUGCAGAACUUACAGUUGACACACAUGGACCUUUAGCAAUAAGACAGUUAUCAUCUGUGUUAUUACGACAGUAUGUGGAUGCUCACUGGUGCAAACAUUCGGAAAAGUUCAGAGAGCCGGAAACAUCCGAACAUGCAAAAGCUGAAAUCAGAAGGAUUUUACCUGUGGGUCUGAAGGAGUCUAUCAGCAAGGUGCGAUCAAGUGUAGCAUACGCGGUGUCGGCUAUAGCCCACUGGGACUGGCCAGAGGUGUGGCCUGAAUUAUUCCAGAUCCUGAUGCAGGCUUUAACGAGUGGUGACCCUAAUGCUGUGCAUGGAUCUAUGAGGGUUUUAUCAGAGUUCACUCAAGAUGUCACAGACACACAGAUGGGACAGGUUGCACCUGUUAUUCUUCCUGAAAUGUACAAAAUCUUCAUCCAAGCUGAAACCUAUAGCAUCAGAACCAGAUCACGGGCUGUCAGCAUCUUCAAUGUUUGUGCAGCGAUGAUUGCAACCAUGGCAGAGAUUCAGAGGGGUAUUGCCAAGCAGCUGUUGUUUCCCUCUGUCCCCCAGUUUACCCAGGCAUUUAUACAGGCUCUUCAGGUCCCUGACGGUCUGACCUCAGACAGCGGACUUAAAAUGGAAAUCGUCAAGGCUAUAACCACCUUGGUGAAGAAUUUUCCUAAGCUGAUGUCUCAGUAUAUUGGUGAUAUUUUACCUCCAGUGUGGAUGAUAUUUACACACAGUGCUGACUUUUAUGUAAGAACAGUUGUAAACAGCUUGGAAGAAUCUGAUGAUCCUGUUGAUUCUGAUGGUGAAGUCCUAGGGUUUGAGAGCCUGGUUUAUGGAGUGUUUGAAUUUGUCCACGUUCUGAUCGACACACCAAAGUUCCGCAGCACCGUGAAGAGUUCCGUCAAUGACAUCCUGUAUUACGUCAUACUCUACAUGCAGAUGACAGAUGAUCAGGUGAGGUUAUGGACUAACAGCCCAGACCAGUUUGUAGAAGAUGAAGAUGAUGAUUCUUUUUCGUAUUCAGUCAGGAUAUCAGCUCAAGACAUCUUGUUAUCAAUAUGCAGUGAGUUUCCAGAGGAGAGUGCACCUGCACUCUGUCAGGCUGUGACCAAACAUUUAGCUGCUGUGGAACCUCUCAAGAAUGCCAACGAUCAGAACUGGUGGAAGGUCCAUGAGUCGUGUAUGCUAGCUAUGGGAAGUGUGACUGACCUGGUCACUGAGUCCAUACAGUCUGGGAAAGUCCAGUUUGACAUCACCGGAUUCCUCCAGUCCGUGGUCCUAGCUGACAUGAAUUACUGCAUUUCCCCAUUCCUGGUUGGUAGAAGUUUGUGGACAGCUAGUCGAUAUACUGAGGUCACCUCUACAUCUCCAGAGCUGCUCAACAGGUUCCUUCAGUCUACAGUGGGUGGCCUACAUGCCACACAACCCUCCACCAUCAGGAUUUCAGCCAUCAGGGCUGUGUACAGUUAUUGUCAACACCUGAAGUCUGCUAACACCACUCAGUACCUCGUACCAUUCCUACCCAACACUCUGGACGGCCUCCUGUCGAUAGCCACUCAGUUCUCCUCAGAUGUUUUAUCCCUGUGUCUAGAAACCAUGUCUAUUCUAUUAUCAGUUGACAAGGCGUUUACAGCUACUGUGGAAAGCAAAGUUACUCCCCUUACCAUUGCAGUCUUUCUGAAAUUCUCAUCUGACCCAGUGGUUGUGAACAUUGUCCAGGAUAUCUUUAAGGAGUUGGCUGGUAAUGAGAGCACAGUAGGCCCCUUAGAACAUCGACUCCUACCCACACUUGUCAGUAUUCUACAGGCCCCAGAAAAAGUCCCUGUCAGCCUGCCACCAGUAUCGUUAGAAAUGAUGGAAACCAUGGUGAGAGCACACACUGGUCCACUCUCCGAGGCCAUGAUAAAGACAGGCUUCCCUGCCGUGGUUCACUGCACGUUACACACGGACGAUAAUGCAGCCAUGCAGAACGGAGGAGAGUGUUUGAGAGCAUUUCUCUCUGUAGCAUUAGAACAGGUCAUGGCUUGGCAUGAUGAACAAGGUAACAAUGGGCUAUACUACAUCAUGCAGGUGAUAUCAAAACUGCUGGACCCCAAAACCUCAGAGCACACUGCUUCCUUUGUGGGUAGACUGGUCUCCAUUGUGAUAACAAAAGUCGGGAACCAGCUAGGGGAAAACCUUGACCUGAUGUUAAGACUAGUUCUCAGUAAGAUGCAGCAAGCGGAAACACUAAGCGUGAUGGAGAGUUUGGUGAUGGUGUUUGCCCAGUUGAUGAUCAGUAAUAUGUCAGCUGUUCUGGAUUUCCUGACCAAUGUCCCAGGUCCAACAGGAAAACCCGCCCUUGAGUUCGUCCUCACAGAGUGGUGUUCUCGGCAGCAUCUCUUCUAUGGCAAUUAUGAGAGAAAAGUCUGCACUGUUGCACUCUGCAAGCUUUUGUUACAUGCAAUACAGACCAAUGACACAAGGCUACAAGAAAUUCUAAUCCAGGGGGAGGAGAUAGAACAGCCAACUAAAGGAAUUAGAACCAGGUCAAAAACAGCCAAUGAACCUGUGCAGUGGACCACAAUUCCAGUCCUGGUGAAAAUCUACAAGCUGUUGAUCAAUGAGCUGUCCAAUCAGAUUGAGGCUAACAUGUGUAAGAACGGGAAGGAUGAGGAGGACGAUGAAGAUGAAGAUGACUGGGAGGAAGAUGAUGGAGAUGAAGAGGUCCAACUAAGGGGACAAACUCUGUCUGACCUCAUUGACAGCAUGGCAGCCGAGUUCAACGGUUAUGAUGUAGAUGAAGAGGAAGAAGAAGAUCCGGAUUUCUCAAAAGAUCCAACUUAUCAGAUAGAUUUACAGGCCUACCUUACAGAAUUUCUCCAGUCACUUUCCCAGCAGUCCUGUUUCAGUACAUUCAGUGCACAUCACAACGAAUCAGAGAAACACGUUCUACGGACAAUUAACAUAAAUGUCUGACACAGAUCCUCUCCUACCUGUUGAACUCUUUAAAUUUUAAUCUUUUAAUUUAUCAAUACCAAUUAUGAUUAAAUAUUCAAUUUUUUUUAUUUACACAAUGAAAGUGUGAAAUUUGAAACCAUUGCAUGUGUGAGUGAAAGUGUGGCUGUUUUAUUUAAGCUUUAACAAGUUUGGUUUUACGAGAGUUCUGAUGGGAAAUAUUUUAAGUUGAUGAGGAAAAAAUUAUACCAAUGAUUUAGCACAAAAUACAAAAACUAAUUCCUAUUUUAAUAAAAAAGGUUAGUGAAUUUAUUAAGGAGUUUAGUCAAAUGUGAUUUUAAACAAAAAAAAGUAUUCAAUCUUUUAAAUGAAUGUUCAGUGAUCUAUUAGUAUGUUAACAUCAGUUAUGGCAUGGUUUUAACCAAGAACAAUACUUUUGUUGACAGAGAUGUCUACAAAUGAAGUGAUG